UUACGUUUCUUCGGUUAAAAGUCGAUCACAAUUAUGUGCUUCUGCAGCAAACGUCAAAGUUGAAACAAUCCUUAAUAAGAAUUUUUACUUUUCGAAGAAAAAGUGAUAUUUUGAAGAUCAUAUUAUUUUAAAAAAAAUUCUAUUACUGUAUUCCUCACAGUGACGCUGUGAGAUUGUUGUUGCAAUUAUUCACAGCAUUGUUACCGUUCUAAUACGUUCAUGCAAUGUUAGUUGGCUCUCUAUCCCGCGAAGCAUUACAUUAUUUUUUUAGUGGCCACUUCAAUGUUGUGAUUAUUUUCACAUCUGAUUAAUUGUAUCGUGGUCGAGUAAGGCGAGGUACGUGGUCGCAUCAUGUUUUGGGCAAAUAAUUACGUGUCAUCCCCUAAUAUCGAGGCUCUUCUUAACAAAGAGGAUGUUACAUUGCAUGAAUUGAUGGAUGAAGAGGACAUACUACAAGAAUGUAAAAGCCAAAAUAAGAAACUUAUAGAUUAUCUUAUAAGAUCUGAUGUAAUGGAAGAGCUAAUAACAAUUACAACUAGAGAACCAUCAACAGAUAUAGAAGAACGAUGGCGUUAUAAAUAUCCAAAUGUAGCUUGUGAGCUACUAACGUGUGAUGUUCCAGUCUUAAACGAAAAAUUAGCAGGCAACGAAGCAUUGUUGGCAAAACUUUAUUCUUUUAUUGAUACAGACCAACCAUUAAAUCCUCUUUUGGCAUCAUUUUUUAGCAAAACUAUUGGAGUACUUAUUGGUCACAAAACUGUUCAGAACUGGUAUUCGUAUCAGUUCACUUGUUUGCAGCUUUUAGAGUUUUUGAAAAGUCGUCAAACAUGUGUCGAUCUGCUUUUGCAACAUUUAGAGACAUCUGCAAUUAUGGACUUAGUACUGAAGCUUGUUAGUCAGGUUGAAGGAAAUAUGCGGCAAAAUAUAUUAAAUUGGUUGGAUAGUCAACAAUUAGUGCAAAGAGUGGUAAAAUUAUUGUCCCCAAACUCUGAACCAAGUAAACAUGCAAAUGCUGCACAAUUACUUUGUGAUAUGAUCACUGCUGCAAGAGAAUAUCAACGUACAUCUACAGCACGUACUGGUCCGGAUCCUAUUUUAAAUACUCUUGAGUCAGCAGAUACAGUAAGCCUGUUACUAGAGACUAUUUUAACUGGAGAAAAACUAGAAAGUAGUAUUCUUGGUGGAAUUCAGGUACUUCUUACACUUUUACCAAAAGCUAACAAUGGAAGAAAUGAGGAUAGUGUUCAAGGAAAUGGUAUUGAAGAUGAGAUUACGGACAGUGAAGAACGUAUAAAAAUAUCAAAUGCAACUUUGCCUUACCUAGAACAGCUUCAUAAACUUCUACUCGAUCCACCUUAUAAACCUCCUGUUAAGACAACUACAGGUGUGUUAGAAUGUCCAGUUGGUAUUACGCGUUUACAUGUUGCAAAGUUAUUUACAACAUUAAUGGCAACUGAAAAUGUGAAGGUUUAUGAAGCCUUAGUAGAAUUAGGAACAUUCCAAACGUUACUUGAUUUAUUUUUUAAAUAUAUGUGGAACAAUUUUCUACAUACUCAAGUACAAUUUUGCUUGGCUUUAGCUAUUAAUUGUGAUUUUAAAGAUACAAAUGACAUUAUUUAUGUUAAUAUAUUUAACAAGUGUAGAUUGAUAGAUCGAAUUUUGGAAGCAUGGGACAAAAAUGACAGUAAACAAAAUAAAGAAAUUGAAAAUAAGCAUGGAUACAUGGGUCAUUUAAUAAACAUUGCAAAUAAUAUUGUUAAUCAACGUGAAAAAAAUGAAAAUUUAGAUAAAUUCUUAAAGGAUAAUUUGUUACCUGAGUGUCUUAAUAAAUGGGAUAAUUUUGUGAAUGUUGAAUUGACAAAAAUUAAUAACACACAUCAAAUUCUUUUGGGUGGAAAACCUCAAGCGUCCAUGACAAGCUCCAGUGAAAAUCCAGAUGAAUAUAGUUCUUAUCCCCAAGAAGAAUUUCUUCAGGUUCAACGAGUCGAACAGUUUUACACCAAUUAUCUGGGACAACAUAUGACAUCACAAUUUCCUGAAAAUUUUGGAUUCCACGAUGACCAAUUUAAUGAUGGCGAUGACGCUCUUCAUAAUUCAGUUGAUCAAUUAACAACGAUGAGCUUUACUAUCAGCGAAGAAGAUCUAGACAAAAGGGAAGAUAUGUUCAAUAAGAUAUGUCAGCAAAAGCAAAAAGCCGAUCUAGAGGAUUGUAACACAGUAGUCGAAUGGGGCGAUGAAGGAGAACUCACUUUUCAGACAGUUGUAGAUAAACGUGACUGGCCAACAAAGCAGCAACAUAAUGAUUCUAAUUCAUCCGAUGAAGACGAUGAAGAUACACGAGACAUGCAUAUGGAAAUUGAUUCUACGGAGUCUUGGGGUUCAACGGAACCAUUACCUACCAAUACUACACUUCCUGAGGUGAAUCCAUGGGACGUUGUACCAUCAGAACCAGUUGAAUCUACUGGUUGGGCAAAUUUUGACAACUUUGAAAACACUGUUAACAUGGAGAAUGCUGUGAUAAUAGAUAAUAAAUUGUGUGAUGAUGGUAAAAAGGAAACGUCGAAUAUAACAGUUGAGAAUAAAAUGGAUACUGCAUUGGGAAGCAAAGCAACUCUAGAAGCUAUUGGAGCAGGUGACAUGAAAAUUGGAGAUUCAGUUGAUAGUACCGCUUCAUAUAUAGAAACAAAUAUAAAUCAUCAAAGUACAGAGAGUAAUUUGUAUUCUGGUUGUACUGCUGAUAAAAAUGCAAAUCCAAGUGAAAUUGUAGAUAGCAGAGAAAUCAAGUGUGAAGGGAACAUAAAGAAUACGGAAGCUGCGACUACUACGGUACAAAAUGAAAAGUCUUCAAGCGAUUAUAAAAUCCCAUGUAACUUAAAAAAUGUAUCAUCGGAAGCUGUAUUAUCAUCAACAGAUACCAAAUGAAAAAUUAUUUGUUGAGUAUGGUAUUGCAAUAGAUCAACAAAAAGUCAUAUCAAGUAUAAAUUUGUACGAAUGAUCAGAAUAUAUAUUACGUCCCUAUAUUUUCAUUAGAUCACAUUAAUUGUGCUUCAUUGCGUUGGCGCCUGGGUAACAACUCAUAGCAGGGUAUAAGUAUGGAUUGAAAAGUAAAAGACUAACCGACGCUCAACUAUAAAUAGUUUAUUACUUGAUGUAUAUGUCUAUGUUCUCGGAUCGCCAAAGUUUCAAUUAUAAAUACAACUUCGUGAAAUACAAUUUUCCAGAUUUUCUUAA
Bombus pascuorum is the source of this 3231-nucleotide messenger RNA. It is a transcript of the gene fmt, whose product is annotated as serine/threonine-protein phosphatase 6 regulatory subunit 3. The record is from RefSeq and is a predicted model, not a curated record. Gene Ontology annotation, cellular component: cytosol; nucleus. The coding region runs from base 352 to 2922 and encodes 856 amino acids. The transcript is spliced from 18 exons. Lineage: Eukaryota; Metazoa; Arthropoda; Insecta; Hymenoptera; Apidae. Gene Ontology annotation, molecular function: protein phosphatase regulator activity; protein phosphatase binding.